This is a messenger RNA of Rotaria sp. Silwood2, 1461 nucleotides long. Lineage: Eukaryota; Metazoa; Rotifera; Eurotatoria; Philodinida; Philodinidae. The record is from the annotation of a GenBank genome assembly.
AUGAACUUGAAAUCAGAUGAUAAUAUUACAAGAGUAUUUGAAAGACAUUAUUCUCAAGUUAAAUCAGUUUAUGAACGUGUUCAUGAUUUACUUUCAAAUGAUAUAAUAAAAUUUGAAAGAGAUUAUCUUCCAUUUAUUUGUAAUCGUGGUAUUGCAAUUAAAUAUUAUACAGGUCAUACAGUGUGUUUUUGUCCAUCAAGUUACUAUGGAUUCCAAUGUGAAUUUUAUAGUGAUCGAAUCACAGUUGCCACACAUCUUGAUUUGCAUAAUUCUCGUCUAUUGAUCAGUGAAAUAAAUGUGAUCAAAGUCUUGACAACAUUUUUAUUUGAAGAUCAAAUUAUUGAUUAUUAUGAAUUUCAUAUUGAUCCACAAACACAAAUUAAUGAAAAUUAUAUUAAACAAGGAAUUUAUUUUUUGUAUCCUCGAUUAAAAGAAUUUCUUCAUAUGAAAAAGACAAAUCGAAGUGAUACUCAGUUGUACAGUGUUAGAUUUGAAGCAUUUAAUUUAGAUUUAAAUGAAAAAAUUCAAAUCAUUGGAAUUUGGAAAUAUCAAAUCUAUUUCGAUAAUCUUCCAGUAUUUCGUUUAUCAAAAAUCUUACGUUUUCCAUCACAAGUCUCCUCAUUUAUUAAUGAUCCUUGUUUAAAUAAUUCAUGUAGUAAAAAUGGACUCUGUCAAGAAGUUUUAAACUCAAAUCAUUCAUCGUACUUUUGCUUUUGUAAAAGUGGUUAUUAUGGUAUUUACUGUGAACAUUACGAUGAAGUAUGUAGUCACUAUUGUGCACCAAAAUCACUUUGUAAACCAAAAUAUCGCGGCAUUUUAACAGGAAAUCAACAACAUCCAUUGUGUUUGUGUCCAGUGUCAACAUUUGGUAAUAGAUGUUAUUUUAAAAAUGAAAAUUGUAAAAAAAAUCCAUGCUUAAAUGGAGGAAGUUGUAUUGUGACAUACAAUAUGACUGAUAUAAAUGAGUAUAUUUGUAUUUGUACGAGUUUAUUUCAAGGAAAUCAAUGUCAAUUAUCGAAAGGAAUAGUGAAUAUUACAUUUGCUUUGUCGUCAGGCACUGUAUUACAAACAACUGAUGUUGUUGCUACAACAGUUUUAUAUAGCGAUUAUAAAGUCGAGACAUUGGAUUUUAUUGUUCGUCAUCAACAAGUUUAUAUUGGUUUGCCUUUAGGUGUAAAACUAAUCUAUAGUCAUAAACUUGCUACAUAUGCGCCAACAACUGCUGUUUUGAAAGUUUAUGGACCAAAUUAUCAUCACCAGGAGCCAAAAUAUUAUUUGUUAUAUUUUCAUCCUGAUCAAAAAGAAAUUCAUAUUAGAUUUGAUCUAACAUUAGAAAACUAUUGUCCGUUCGUUCGAACAUUAAGGCAUUUAGUUCAGACAACUAAAAAAACAGGUAAGCUAAGAUUCUUUAGUAGUGACAUCAUGUUGAGCGAAGUGAAACUUGUACACAUUCUCAGCUGA